ACUUUGGUGAGUGAGAUUUUGUUGUAUUAAGUAGUUCGUAGACUCUGAAGGGCUUAGGAAGUGGAACCAAUACGUGUCCUUAACAACAAACAUGCCCACUGUAAUAAUCAUAACGCAAUGAACGUUUGAAAUAAUGUGUUUUAGUCAUCGGUACACGAAAGGUGUAAAUAACGAGUUCGUUGAGAGUGGCGGUUAUUUAGGUAUAAUAUUUAUGUUGACCUCGCAGUACGAACAACUCUUGUGUUUUGAUGUGCCCGCAGUGUUUAGAGUUUUAGUUCUCUGACGUUGGAAAAGAUCGCCGUGUUUGUAAGACAGUGGCUAACACGAGAGUAUGGGGUCACUGAUCCUCAGUGAAUUGGACUGAUAGGGCAAUGUUUAUGUGCCAGCAGAAAUUUCUUUUCUGCUAUUCGUCAUGUUUGAUGAGAGUCCCACGAUGACUAAAAUUUAUCAACGUCUCGUACUUGUUCACGUCAUCAGCAUUGACUGCAGAUUUUCAGUUUCAAUGCAUAGUGACUAGUGGUUGUUUCGACCUUGUCAUAUAUCAUCACGUAAGUAAAAGUAUGAACCAGUCUAUGAUUAUCGUGUACGUCGUUUACCUUUCACGGGGCAUUGGAAAGGACGUGUUGUUUCGAGGUGAAACACAUUGCGUUUGGUUCUUGGUAACUAGGUGGCUUCAGGAAAUAAAUUUUACAUAUAACAGACGUAAACAAAAAUGUUUUAUUUCCCGAACCUGUUUUGUUGAGCUGAUUGUGUGCAUGGUGUGAAACGUAGCAGGGAAGUGUAUAUGCAGGCGUGUGGUAGUUUGUUGCCGGAAGUGUUAGACAAAUUGUGAUAGUCUGUGUUUGAAAAUGUAUUUAUGUAGGUGGCUGUCUCGCCUGAAUUAGGAGGUAUUAGUUGUGCGUCUUUAUGCAAAACUGUGCAUAUGCACAAUGGCAUUUGCUUUACAUCCGCAGCGUCCUACAUCAAAGUUUUUAGUUUUUACUUUGUACGGUAAUAUCGUUCUAGACUCUCCUGUAACUUAAGUCUUCCAGGACGAGGUAUAAUAUCGAACAUAAUUAUUUGGUCCCAUCAGAGGGCACACAAUAAGCAUACCUCAAAAGUCUGUAAGAAGAUUCUUCUUCAUUUGACUCUGCCUGUACAUUCUCCAGUUCGCCUAGUUCGGAGCAGCACUUUCCCCAGCACCAUAGCUACUCGCGCAUGCGCAUUAUAUGCAUUUCCGGCGAUUCAAAAAUCAAUAAAUUAUUGCUCAUCACUGGCGAUUGUUAGGCAAGAGUUUAGAAAUGGAGGUACAGUCCUCGCACGCGGAAAAUCUGACCGUCGGUGUUACUACAGGCCCUGUCCAAGCCACGAGGUUCGUUAGGCCUAUGUAAUAAUGAGUAAAACAGUAUCCUUGUAAUUAGCUUCUGUUAUUGCAUUGUUCUACUGGCCCAGUUGUAGGUCUGGGAAAUUUUUCUGAGAUUCGAAAGAUAAGUGAUUAAAGCGAGCUGAACUGCAGAUUGCAAUAUUUCUCAUUUUGCAUAUAACUUUGUCUGUACCACAUUGGUUUGGUUGUAAGGAGCAUCAAAUGAGUUGCUACUGCGGGUGGGUCAAGUCAGCUCUGACCGAUUAACAAUUAGUAACGUUCUUGUCUCUCUCGGAAGACUAUCUGAUACAUGUGGCAACAGCGCUUACGGCUAGCCCGGGCAGCACCUCAACAACAAGCAGGACUCGCCGAUAAAUGGAAGGUUUCGCAGUGGGAUUGAUUUUGUAUGCACUGUGCUUGUGUGCACACACUUUCCUGUCCAGAAAAACUAGCGCAAAAACCUUGUAUUUGUCGAACAGGACACGAAAGUUGUUCCUUUUAAACGUAGCCCCAUAUCCUGAGGUUUAUUACUAAAACCCACGCUAAUUGUCCCAUUAAGAUGGUAUCGACGUGCUACUAAGCGGGGCAGCCCAUUGGUUAAGACUCUUGAAAUAUUCGGAAGGAAAAGGGGGCGAAGUCCACAUCUUGGCGCCAUUUCAAUUAGGGUCUGCAUUGGUUGUCAUAAACACUUGAAUGCUGGGAUGAUUCCUGAAGAAGGCAAGUUACAUAUCCUAGUCCCAAGCACUCGCCAUCUUGAUCUUAUACUUGGAUUCUAAUGACGUUGUUAAUGCACUAAAUUAAAAGGUAGGGUUUGAUGUAGGGGAAUUUGGUGCAAACAGUUGUGAUCAGUUAGAAUUCUUGGCUUGCAAUGGGCACAACCUUGGCUGAAGUAAUGAAGCAGCAUUUUCACGAACACUGGCAUAAAGCUACCCGUAGGAGAAAUAGUAAGGUUUUUUUCAGAUGUAGAGCAGCCUGUAAGCUUCCGCUCACUAAUUCUUAAGGUUGCGUCAAACUUUAUUUUUCUGAGACGUUCAGAAAUAAAUUGUUGCGAAGUACCUAAAAUGCGACUUGUCAAAGAUCUUGUUCUGGUUGAUAGUAUUUCAGAACCAUUGGAUUUGAGUUGGGACUGUCGGGAGAACGUGAAUAAGCCGUAAUGUUGAGUUAUAAAGAAAAAUUUACUCAAAUGCAAAAGCAUAGGUCGUGUUAGUAUACACGUCCGAUGUCCAAAAAUGGCACAGCAAUAUUCGUGAUGACAUAGAUGUGGUCAUGGUCAAGUCAUUGAAGCUGCCUGGAAUUGCAGGUACGGGAACGAGUGCUCAUCGGCGAACUAAUUUAGACCAAACUACUGCACAGAGGAUUUGGAGUAACUGCCACUUAACACUUAACAAGAGAGGGCUCGACGUAUUUACAACAGAAAUGACACAUUCGUGCUGAGGAGGAGCUAUGAAACUAACAAGCAUGUUUGAAAGCUCAAGUGAAACUCCCGUUGUGAAGUGUUCGCAAGAUGGUGCAAAGUCAGAUCAGUCUGGUGCGUUGCCCGCACCUGAUUCUGCGGACUCUUUCGAUUUGUCGUCAAGUAAACCAAAGAUAACAGACGUUCAGUCGUCACCAGUUUCGGAUUUAUUAAACGGAGACAGCGAUGUAAAAGCUGAUUUAAAGAAAACCUUAGAACCAUUGUCGCUAAAUAAUGGUGAUGGUGCUUCGUCAGAUGAUUUGGAAAGAAUUUCAUGCAGAACACCAGUCGGCGAUAACGACUCGUCGAGCGAAAAAGAAAAUUACGUGUUUGAUGACGGGGGUUCCGAAGCAAGUUUGAAACUUCGCAUUACUGAGAGUGAAGACGAAGGCGAGAUGUCUCCGAGAGCUACUAGCCCAUUUGAAGACAUGGAUCACGACUCGAGCGAACAAAUAUUGCCCCAGACUGAAGAUGGUGACGGCAUUAACAGCGUGACUGAAGACACUGAAGAAAACUAUGAUAAUGAAGAGCAGGAGAACGAAGCUACAGAAGCAGACGACGCGAGCCCAGUAGUUAAAGCCGAAGACAGUGACAUACCAGGGAAGCUGCUCAGAAGUGACGAAGAAUGUGGAUCAGAUACAACUUGUGUGCAGGAGAAGGACUGUAGCAACGUACAUGCUGAAUCUCCUGGUAGUGAUGACUGUGGUUCAACAGAACUUGAGCCAGAAAGAUCUGAGCUGUGCUGUGAUGUUGCAAGUGAUUCUGAUACUGUGAAAUGUUCUUGUGAUGGUGUGUGUUCUAGUACUUGUUCUACUUCUGUUUCAAAGCAGGAAAUUGGUAGUAAACUGAAACCUCAUACUGAGUCAGAUAUUUCAUUGGAGUUAGACAAAUUUACUACAGAACAUUCAGUUACUCAUAGUGGAGAACAAAGUGGUAAUUUAAGUACCUCAGGUAGUCAUACAAGUGAGAGAGAGACUAGCAGUAAUAGUGUGACUGGUUUUCCGGACGAUUGCUCAACCAGUAAUGUUUUGCCAGUGAGCGAACCGAAGGUUUCUGAAAGUGAGGUGGCCACUGACACGACACAGAAUUCUUCCGUAGAUAAAGAAAAUAUUUCUGAGGAAUCAGUAACAGAUCUGAAAACUGCAGGGGACGUGGCUGUUACAAACACAGAGGAGGAUGCGCCAUCUUCUAUCGCAAAAACAGUUUGUCCUGUAAUUGGAGAGAGCGCCAAGUCAGUUAAAAGUGUAUUAGCUGUUAGAACACGUGCUGAGAGUGAUUCUUUCAGUGGAGUUGGUAGUAAUGGUGAGGAUGAAGAUUUAACUUCUCAAGAUAAAGACUGCAGAUCUUAUGUGGUAGAGCCUGUCGAUAAUAAAAGGACAUUGGAAGUAUUUUCAGUAAAAAGUGAAGACAUAAAUGAGUUAAGCACUGCAGAUGACGAUAUUAAUUACAAGGAAAACGUGUCUUCUGUUAACAACCGUGAUAUGAAGCCCGAUAGUGAUGUUAAUGUUAGUGAGGUUUGUGUGAAAAAUGAAAGGGAAGGGCGUGUAGAUAUGGAAGAGAGUGAGACAAUAUUACCUAUGACAGAAAGCAACUUAGGUUCCCCUCAAAACUCCAUUAGUAUAAUGGAUUCUGUCUCUGUUCCUGAGCAACGGAGUGAUGAUAUGAAAGACAGUGAGACAGUAUUACCCUUGGCAGAAAGCGAAUCAGCCUCAUCUCAAAACUCAAUUACUAUAACAAACUCUGCAUCUUUUUCAGGGGAAGAGAACAAUGAUAUUAAAGAGAGUGAGACAGUUUUACCUUUGGCAGAAAGCGAAUUAGCUGCUUUUCAAAACUCAGUUACUGCAAAUAACGCUGUUGCUGUUUCUGAGGAAGGGAGUGAUGAUACAAAAGUCAGUGAGGCAGUGUUACCCUUGGCAGAAAGCAAAUUAGCUUUCUCUCAAAACUCUGACACUGUUCCCGAGGAAGGGAAUGAUGACACGAAAGAGUGUGAGAUGGUAUUACCCUUGGCAGAAAGCAAAUCAGCUGCCCCUCAAGACUCUGUUGCUAUAACAAACUCUGUCUCUGUUCUUGAUGGUUCUGCUUCCUCUUGUACUGAUGUUUCUCAAGAUAAUUCAGAACUGAUGUCAAAUUGCUUAGAAGCAGUUAGUAAAAAUGUAUUGGAAGAUAAACAAGCAGAUGGGGAGAUACUCAGUCCAUUGUCGGAAAGUAAUAGCGAUAAAAAAACUAGUGAUAUACAUGUCAAUGGGAAGGAAGUGGUUUGUAAUGGUACAGUGGAUAACAGGAUAGGAGAUGUAAUUAAGAGAAAAGGGUUGCGAGCACAGGAAAGUUGUUCUUCUGAAUAUGAUAAGAUGGCAGAUAAUAAUGAGAAUGUGUUGAUGAUAAAUCAAACCGUUGAGCCAGGUGCUGGAGAGAGUGAACUGGAGAUGAAAGAGAGCAAGUCAUCUGUUCUUGUUGAUGAUGUAAAUGUUAGCACGAGUGAAACAAAUGAAGUGGUAGACGAUGAGGUGAAAGUUGAAGGAUCUGUGGAGGAAGAGAAAUAUGUGGAUUCUAAAAGUGAACUAGUCGGUGUUACAGAUAAAGUGUCGGACCUGGAAAAUAAAACUACAGAUGAAGUGAAAGGCUGUGAGACAUCAAGAGCAACUGAAGCUGAAGUGGAAAGCCAUGUCAGAUUACCAGAAACUGAUGUAGCCGGUAACAACACACAAAAAACAGACUCUGAGCUAGAUAGUAAUAUCACAGAAAGGACCUCCGAUGACACUAUUGUUACAUCAGGUACUUGUGAAGAUGAAGAGCCGCUGACGUUGUCAGAUGUUGCUAAUGCUUUAAAAGAUGCUGUUGAUACAGUUACUUUGCAAGAUGGGGAAAGUGUCCCUCUCACUGGUUGUGAGGCUUCAGUACCACCACUCCCAUCGGAAGUGCAUAACUUGCCACCAUCUGAUAUGCUGAUUUCUGACAACACAUCUGCCUUAGGAGUUCAUGUGGCAGACCAAGAAGUGCAGCCUGAGAAUGUUCAGGAAGCUCCAGGCAUAGCAGAAGCUGUGAGACGCAGACGGAAGCGUUCAAUUGAAGAUGUGGUGCCAGAUAGAAUAUCCAAACGUACACGUGGAGCUUCAUUGGCCAGCAGUUCUGGAGCUAACAGCCCUGAAAAACUAACCCAAACAAGUGCUGAAUCUGCAAAGAGACCUGUCUUAGAUUCAUCUACAGAAGAGGAUGCAAAAAGAGUGCGGUUGAAUGAAGACUACAAUAAAGUUGUGAAAAAAAUUGAACGAACGGUAGUUGCAAAUGGUGUAGUCACUGGAGAGAUAGGAAAUCGCCGAAUAUUUUUGGAGAAAAUUAGAGCCAAAGACCUAAAGAAUUUAACUGUAGCUGAACUGGAGGAAUUUUUCGUGGAAAAAAUCUGUGAAGCUCUAGCCUAUCGACACGAAGUAGGCUUACUGCGUCAAAAGCAGCAAGCUGUUGAAAAUCAAAUGGAGCUAUGGCGAAAGAAGAGUUUAGCAAUGUGUAAGCAGGUUAGAGACAUGGAGCUGGUAAUGAAAAGGUACCAGAAUGAUAUGAAGACGCGGAAAGAUCGACCUGUGAUUCCUGUGAAGGUGACGAGAUCAGUAGGACUCCAAGUACAUGAUGUAGCGUCUGACCCUUCAAGGGCCCUCCUGCACAAAAGAAAAAGAAUGGAACAGCAAGUUCCGUCAGUGAAUACGGUGCAGCGGCAAAGCCCUCAGUCUCCUAUUGCGUCGAAUGUUUCUACUGUGCCCACAACACAGAGUGCUUCAGUUUCUACACGUGGAACUACGUCAUCACCUCAGUACUCUAGAACAGCAACAAGUACGAACAGUCAGGCAAAUGUGCCAGCGGCAGGCACUCGUGUACCACCGAAACCAAAUAGUGGCUUAAAAACUUUGAUGCCUAGGCAGCAGUCAGUCAGUGUAAACACCAAUACAUCUACCACUAGCCCAUCCUCAGCAAACAGUUCACGUGUCCAACAAAUGACACGUUCAAAGGUUGCGAGCACUGCAGGUAACAGUCCUGUUGGGGCUGUCAACAAAAGUUCACGUCAAGUAAUAGAUUUAACUGAUGACGGAGAUCGCGGGCGUUCAGCACAACCAAGGACAACAGCUGUAAUGACCUCUGUCAAUACAAAUACAGUCCCAGCCAAUAACUCUGUCGGUGCGGCCACAACCAUGACACCCACAAGCUCCAUCAGAUUACUUCCACAACCGGUGACUGCAACUGCUGUAGCUGCUGGUGCAAACAUAUUGGCUACGGGCGUUACAACCAACACCAAUGUGCCUCGGUUAACAUACCUUGUACCAGCUACAAAUCAGCUGCAGCAGCGACCUGUUCUAUUGGCAAGCUCCCCGUCACAGGUUGUUCCAAAUGCUGUAGUAACUGUGACCAAUGGACAAAAAAAUCCAGCACCUGCUGUUUAUGUUAAAAAUGGAGCAGUUGUUUCUGUGUCACCACUUGUGGGGUCUGGAGCAGUGGGCCAGCAGGUUCCAACAUCGACACGUCCUGCGGGUUUGCAACCAUCAGUAGCCCAAGGUUCACCAAGCAGGCCACAGAUUCGUCCUGCACAGGGUUUAACAGCUUCUCCUCAGUCGCGGUCUUUGCCUCAACAUGCUCAGCACCCUGCACCUCUUCCCGUGGCACCAAACUUGAAUCUAAAUAAUCCAGACUUAAAGAAGAUGCCACCAAGACCCGAAUUAAAAAUAUCAAAACAAAGCAGGCACCAAGGUAUUGUUCUGUCGUGGAAUAUGCCAGUGACAAAUGAAUAUGCAGCCAUUGCCAGCUACCAGCUGUAUGCGUAUCAGGAGAGUUCAUCACCUCCAAGUACAGCACAUUGGAAAAAAGUUGGAGAUGUCAAGGCUUUACCAUUGCCAAUGGCUUGCACGUUGACACAGUUUGUCGAAGGACACAAAUAUCACUUUGCUGUGAGAGCUGUUGACAUACAUUCUCGUGUGGGACCAUUCAGCUUACCAGGGAGUAUUGUACUGACUCGGAAGUAGAUAGUGAUGCAUUGUCUCUUGCUGGAUGUUUUAUUGUAAAUAGUGCCGUGGUAUUUAUAUAGAAAUCUGUGAAUAGUUGAGGUAACUCUGAAUGCCAUACAGACAGUAUUUUGCUGCUGUACAAUGUAAAUAAAUUGCUGAGAACUUUUUUAUUACAUGUGUUUUUUGUGUAAUGAAAAUGUUUGGUGUAAAUACAUGCAAAAAAUGUGAAAGCAGAAAAACAGAAACAGGUGUAAAUAUUUAUGUACAGAAUCUUAUAAUGGAAAACCUUUUUGGCAGCUGCAAAUUUGGACUACUUGAAUGUCAAUGGUUUGUGUUCCAGGAAUGGAAUGUAAGUUGCUUACCAUCAUUCAUAGGAGAAAAAAGAAUGUACACAAUAACUCCAAAACUUAACUGCAGUUAGUGUCCCAAUAUGUAAACAAGAGUGUAAAAAAGUAAUCUCAGAUGUUAAAGUAUUUGCUCAAACACAUUGAUAAAUAGUGGUCCUCAAAACUUAGUACAUUUGUGAAGAUUACUCUUGUUUUUGUAAGGUCCAAUUAAUUUACUGUGUGUGUGUGUGUGUGUGUGUGUGUGUGUGUGUGUGUGUGUGUGUGUGUAAAAGAUGGAUGAUACACAAUUUGUCAUACAGUUGUAGUCUUCGAAAUUAAUUGUAAAUAGGCUAAAAGUGAACUUUAGCUACAGAAACGACAUGUAUUCCUUGGUGAAAAAAUUAUGGAUGAAUGAAGAAAUAGCAUAAAAUUUCAUUCAUAUUUUGCAUUAAAUAAAGCACUCAGCACUAGUCUUUGAAACUUACUCACAUUUUGCCACCAUUUUAUUGGUGAAUUGCAGAAUCUGAAGCAAUGACUGUUAUUGCAUUUGUUUAGUAUACCUGAGGUGUGUGUAUUAUACGUACAGUGCUUAAGGCAUAAAAUUUCUAGUGUAUUGAUAAAACAGUUAUUUUUUAUUUAUUUAUUUGGUCUUUUGGAGUGAACUUAACCCUGAAAGAAAAGGUUUGCUAUGUCAAUUUCUGUUGUUGUUAUUGUUGGUUUUUUUUCCUUCAGAAAAAUCUGUUAAUGGCUACCAGCAGGAUGUAGAAAGUUGUAUAUAUUUUUCUUUCUGUCUGUAAAUAUACAUAUAUAUAUAUAAUUUAAUUAUUUGUGUAAAUGAGCUUUAAAUGGUAAAUUUGCUUAUAAUAAUUCCUACAAAGAAAAACUGCAUUUUUAAAAAAAAUAGAAUUGUUGUUACAUAAAUUUUGAGAACUUUUCAUUACCUGCAAUUCUUUUUAGUGUACCUUGUGUUCAUUUUUAACGGUUAGUUUUAAGACUAUCUACAGUGUUAAUACUUCGAAAAAACUGUGUCACGUUGUCGGCAUGGUUUGGGUAUCUUGUCGACUACAGAUCUCACUGCCAGCGGAAUGGUUGUUCCAGUCAAAUGUGUAACAACAGUAAAAUUUGAAAGUAAAUAAAAGUAAUUGAUUCUUAAAA
Schistocerca gregaria is the source of this 9261-nucleotide messenger RNA. RefSeq names its product activating transcription factor 7-interacting protein 1 (gene wde). Gene Ontology annotation, molecular function: protein binding; transcription coregulator activity. The record is from RefSeq and is a predicted model, not a curated record. Gene Ontology annotation, biological process: regulation of DNA-templated transcription. Bases 2786 to 7798 code for a protein of 1670 amino acids. Gene Ontology annotation, cellular component: nucleus; transcription regulator complex. The transcript has 17 exons. Lineage: Eukaryota; Metazoa; Arthropoda; Insecta; Orthoptera; Acrididae.